Messenger RNA from Ceraceosorus guamensis, 817 nucleotides. RefSeq lists its product as hypothetical. Lineage: Eukaryota; Fungi; Basidiomycota; Exobasidiomycetes; Ceraceosorales; Ceraceosoraceae. The record is from RefSeq and is a predicted model, not a curated record. Bases 137 to 643 code for a protein of 168 amino acids. The transcript has a single exon.
GGGGUGGGGCGUCAGAAAGGUCGCGCUUUAUGUUCGAGUCCUCGAUAGCCUCGACGAAGCACAGAGGCGGGCAGCAAGAUCACAUCCAGUGUGCAGCUCGACGCUCCACGGCUUGGCGACACGCGCCAAGCGUUACAUGAAGCGUCUUGUCUACCCGACACGGCCCGUCAGCAACGCCCUCUGUCGGCGGGACAUUGUGCCUGCUCACCACGGGCCGACAACAACGCCAUUCGUCGGCCGACCACCAGCAGCCCCUCUUAUUCGAGGGACACUUUGCGACGUCAAGCCAGCUGACCGAACGGAAAGGCAUGCUUUCGUCUGCGCCUCGCCUUGUCUACCCACUAGGAACCGCCCGCUUACCUCUUCCAAAACACGCCAAGGUACGAUUCGGCAAUCGUGCACGUCUGCCCAGCCCAAAGCUAUCCGCCACGACGCGCCGCAAUGCUCUUCUUCUGCGCACGUCCAGAGGCUGCGGGAAGAGCGAGGGCCUGACAAGAGUUGGAUUGUUGUACUUUGUCGCAGCUACAUCAUCACAGAUGUAGUCGCGACGCCUCGGGUAGGCACCGCUUGCACGUUGUCAGCUCCGCAGCAUGGUGUUUCGAGUGUUGAUGGAUGCGCAGACGCUGGGAGCGCUAAAGCGUGAAAAAUGACGCAAAUGGCGCAGACCCCAAGAUUCGGACCGGCUGGAACCUCGGUUAGCUGGUGUUGCGACCCACGUCAGGCGUAGAGUCGAUCGAAUAGCAAGUCGGAGAGCAGUGUCUUGCCUUUUCGUGGGCCCAGCUCAGCCUGCGCUCGUUGGCGGACCUGACUCAAUGAA